Suillus clintonianus is the source of this 765-nucleotide messenger RNA. RefSeq lists its product as uncharacterized. The coding region runs from base 133 to 711 and encodes 192 amino acids. The transcript is spliced from 3 exons. The record is from RefSeq and is a predicted model, not a curated record. Lineage: Eukaryota; Fungi; Basidiomycota; Agaricomycetes; Boletales; Suillaceae.
GAAUGCCAGACAAUCAACAAACCUGUAGACAUAGACCAGGCCGUCAUUGAUUAGAACGAGCGCAUUCUUCUGCCGUGCAAGCCAUCUUCUAAAGUUCGGGUCAGCGUGUAUGCCUCAUUUGAAUUAGGUCCCAUGCCCAGCCACGGUGAAUUCCUCCGCACAUUCAAGAUCUCCGUCAGAGAAUUACCGGAUCACAGUGAAAAGUCACAUCGUCAGUAUUCUGAGGAAAACGACGCUGCAGUCCUUUGCCCCCUUACUACUGCUACGUCCAGCGAUGUCGAUGUGUUAAUACUCAGGACGGACGCUGGAUACUGUCUUCUCGCACGAUACCGCAGGACACAGAAUGGUAGUGAUCUCGACCAAUCUAUAAUUCACUUUGAACGUGCCUCUGAUCUCUGCCCCAUGGAUCAUCCAUACCACCCUGCAGCACUGUUCAAUCAAGCUACUGCGAAGUUUGUUAGUUGCCAAGCCAAUGUAAUUUACCUCGUCCUCGACAUCCCUGUUGCUCUUUUUCAAGACGCCCUUGAUUUGCGUCCCACUGGUGAUCCGGACAGGCCCAUCACCCAGCUCUUGUCAUUGCUCUGUUGUCUCGCUUCGCGAAACGGGGAUUUCAAACGGAUGCUGAAGAGUCGAAGUGGCAGAACCUUGGUUGUAAACACACCUGAGUACUUGACCUUUCAGACUGACUCGCGCCCGCGGCUUCCUCGAUAGGUGAAAGGGGUCUCAGCCAAGUCCCGCAAAUCACUAGAGGGAGCAAAUUUCUAC